UCCUUUGUUCCCAUUUCACACUCAUCAUUACUACUAAAAUAAAUGAUUUACAACCCACCGGAAAAAUUAUAACAUUCAAAAUCGAAUCAAAAACCUAUUAAAUAAAUCGGUGUCGAGCAUGAAGUAGCAGAUGUGGGAUUUGACAUUUGCCGACAACUACAUCAAAUUGGUCUCUAAAUCUAUCAAAAUUGACCAAAUCUGUCUUCAUUUCGUUUCCAAUUAGCCAGAAAAGUGACUCUCGGAUAAAGAGAUGGCAGUAAACCAGGCGGCGGCAUUGAAGGUGGGUUUGGGUUUAUUAGGUCUGUGUUUGUUCGGCUACAUAGUGGGUCCACCUUUGUACUGGCAUUUCAUGGAGGGCUUAGCAGCCGUUAGCCACAAUUCCAACACUUGCCCACCUUGCCUUUGCGAUUGCUCUUCCCAGCCUCUUCUCACAAUCCCCGAAGGACUGAGCAAUGCUUCAUUUGCAGAUUGCACGAAGCAUGAUCCAGAGGUGAGUGAGGAUACUGAAAAGAACUUUGCUGAACUUUUGACAGAAGAACUGAAGCUUAGAGAAGCUGAAGCUUUGGAAAGUCAGAAACGUGCGGACAUGGCACUACUUGAGGCCAAGAAGAUAGCGUCGCAGUAUCAAAAGGAAGCAGACAAGUGCAAUUCAGGUAUGGAAACAUGUGAAGAGGCAAGGGAGAAAGCUGAAGCAGCACUGGCGGCUCAGAAGAAGUUGACUGCAAUGUGGGAAUUAAGAGCUCGUCAAAAAGGGUGGAGAGAAGGGGUUGCCAAAUCUCAUACACAGUCACAGGGUAAUAUCCAGGCUGUCUAAAUGAUCUACCGUGGCCUUAUAGAAAAUUAUUAGAAAUUGUUUUUCUUUUUCACUCAGUACUGUUCAUGUUGAUUAUUAACUUAUUGCAUCUUACCGCAAAGCGGGCCAUACAGUCGUGGAUUCCAGAGUUAAUCCUGCAGGAUUUAUGAAUUUCAGUCAUAAAACGACAUGAGAAUGCAAUGAAAGUCACUUUUACCACUGUGGCAAAU
Durio zibethinus is the source of this 1023-nucleotide messenger RNA. Lineage: Eukaryota; Viridiplantae; Streptophyta; Magnoliopsida; Malvales; Malvaceae. The record is from RefSeq and is a predicted model, not a curated record.